Molecule: messenger RNA, 300 nt
Organism: Nematocida major
Lineage: Eukaryota; Fungi; Microsporidia
Exons: 1
Coding region: 1-300 (99 amino acids)
Source: RefSeq, a predicted model, not a curated record
AUGGGAAAAAGAACACAAUCGAAGUCGACCAACAACAAGCGAUCAACGCACAGGACCGUGAGUAUAGGAUGCAAGCUGAGAAACAGAAAGCUGGACUACGAUGAAAUAAGAAAAAGAGUGCAGGAAAACACAAAUGAGCCUAUAGAAAACCCAAAACAUGCACGGUGCAUCGAAUGCGACCGCGUAAUGGAAGCGUCUACGCUCGAAAAGCACAGAAAGUCGAGAGAACAUAGAAGAAGGCUGAAAGAUCUUUUGGAAGACGAACUUUUGGAACAAGAUAGAAAAAAUGGUCUAUUCUAA